This is a messenger RNA of Symbiodinium sp. CCMP2456, 600 nucleotides long. Lineage: Eukaryota; Dinophyceae; Suessiales; Symbiodiniaceae. The record is from the annotation of a GenBank genome assembly.
AUGGAGGCUCUCUCGCGGUUCUAUGGCAGGUUUCGCUGGUCACCUUGGGAGACUAAUGAGUACAUGCACUGCGGAGUACGUGUAAAAGAAGGCGAGGACGAGUUCAUCCUUGAGCAAAGCGAGUACAGUGCCAGCAUGGAUCAAGUGAAGUUUGAGAAAAGGGAUGAGAAGCUCCCAGCCACGCCUGAAGAGGUGACCCAAUUACGUGGUGUGUUGGGUGCAAUCCAGUGGAGAGCAUACUCCACAGCCCCACAGCACAUGGCCACCUUAAGCAUGCUCCAAUCACAGACGAGCAAGGCGACAGUUGGAACGCUUCAACAAGCCAAUAAGCUGGCACGAGAAGUUUAUGCACAACGACAUAUGUGCAUAAGAAUACUGGACCUUCAGAUUGAUCCCGACGACGUCACCUUUGUCGCAUGGAGCGAUGCGGCGGUCGGGAACAGACCUGACCUUGGUUCUACGGGCGGCUAUAUCAUCGCCGCGACGACGCCCAAUGUGACGGAGGCACACACAAUAGUGCCAAAGCGCAAGCAGCUGAAAGACACGACCUGUCCUUUUGCUGCGAGGCGAAGUCAAGGCCUUCACGGCAUGUGCUCGUAG